This is a messenger RNA of Amyelois transitella, 975 nucleotides long. Its product is annotated as chymotrypsin BII. Lineage: Eukaryota; Metazoa; Arthropoda; Insecta; Lepidoptera; Pyralidae. Bases 85 to 873 code for a protein of 262 amino acids. Gene Ontology annotation, molecular function: serine-type endopeptidase activity. The transcript is spliced from 8 exons. Gene Ontology annotation, biological process: proteolysis. The record is from RefSeq and is a predicted model, not a curated record.
UAAGAUAUAAUGGCGAUUUGAUAACAUUAUUGAUGUUACAAUUUAAUUGGGAAUUGUAAUUAGUGUGUCGCUGACCGUUGCAAGAUGAAGGCAUUCGCUUUGAUACUGUUGUUUAUUGUUGCUGCCGUUCAGGCUCGUAGCACUGGCUUCAAAAAUGCCCAGUUGGCCCCGCUCUCGGGUUCCGCCCCCUCGUUGGUGCACCUCCGCUUGGCAGUCUCCACCAGCGGCCUGCUGAGGACCUGCGCCGGCAGCAUCAUCGACAGCAGAUGGCUCCUUACCUCUGCUAGCUGUGUCGCACCUGCUCGCUUCAUCUGGUCCCGCUACGGAGCUGUGGACGUCAUCCGACCUGAAUUGGUCCUGGAAACUAGCAGCGUGGAUGUGAACGUGAGGAUUCACCCCAACUAUAACGCCGCUACUGGAGCCAACAACAUCGCUCUCAUUAGCCUCAACAGGAACGUCGAGUUCACUUCCUCCAUCGUCGCUCCCGUGCUCGCCUCCGAGGGUGCAGAGAUCCCGUCAUCUGGUUCUUUCUGCGCAUACGGCCAGAACGAAAACAAUGGACCCGGUGAGCAGUUGCGUUGCGUCAGUGUGGAGGUGCAGUCCGAUGACAACGGUGCUAUCGUCGCCUCUAGCGCAGACGGUCAGCCGACUGACUUCGAUGUCGGAGCACCCCUUAUUGUCGACGGUGUCCAAUACGGCAUCUUGGUAGACCCUGCUUCUGGCACUUUCCUCAACCCUGCCGGCUACAGGGACUGGAUCGAAUCGACCGCCGGCAUUACCCUGCCAACUGGUGAAGAUGAUUCCUCAUCAGAAGAAGAUUCUUCGGAUGAAGAUUCUUCAGAAGAAGUCGACGCUGUCAGAUUUGUCAACUAAUUUAAGUUAUUUCAUCAGAAAAGAUAUCUUGAAAUUAUUUCGUUAAUUAUUUCCGUUUUACAUCACGGCGACUUAUCAAACAAUAAACUAAGUAUUCUGUUA